GUGAGUGCAAGUGGGUGUGUUUAUUGUGUGUAAGGGGGAGAGAGAGAGAGGUUUGGUACGAAUCAGAUGGAGGAUAAUGGGGGAAGCGGUGGCCGAGAUGACAUCGGAGAAGAAGCGGCGGCGGCCCCAAGGGCGGGGGCGCCACCGCGGCCUACCAUAACCCUCCCUCCCCGCUCCUCCUUCGAGGGCCUCUUCCGCGGGGGCGCGUCGGAGCUGAGCCCCGGACCGCUGACGCUGGUGUCGAGUUUCUUCGCCGAGGACCCCGACUCGGAGUGCCGCUCCUUCACUCAGCUGCUUGUCGGCGCGAUUAAUUCUCCGGUGGCGGUGGCGAGGAGGACAGGAGGAGCUACGAAAGAGCAGGGGAAGGAUGCGAAGAAGCUCUCGAGCGACGGCGAGGAGAGUGGUGGCGGUUUGGUCCGUUCGGGGUACAAUCAGCCCCCAAGCCUGGCGAUUAACCACCCGCAGAUUUUCACUGUGCCGCCUGGGUUGAGUCCUACUGACUUGCUCGAUUCUCCUUCUUUCUUUUCUUCUGCCCUGGGUAAUUUUGCAAUGUCCCACCAGGAGGCUCUUGCUCAAGUCACUGCUCAGGCUGCACAAUCUCCAUUUAGUAUGCUGACCAAAGCAGAGCUACCUUCACCUUUCUCAACAGAAAUGACAAAAUUCUCAUCACAACCAAUCCAGGAGAGUCCUCCUAAACCUACAUAUUCUAGUACAAAAUCUGAGGAAGGUUCACAAACUUUUAAUCAAAAAUCUCAACCUAAUACAACUGUUGUUGGCAAACCUUCUCAUGAUGGUUACAAUUGGCGGAAGUAUGGGCAGAAGGUUGUAAAAGGGAGUGAAUAUCCUAGGAGCUAUUACAAAUGCACUCAUCCAAAAUGUCCAGUUAAGAAAAAGGUCGAGCGUUCAGUUGAUGGUCAAGUAACUGAAAUAACAUAUAAGGGCCAACAUAACCAUGAACUCCCUAUACCAAACAAACACACCAAGGAAGGUAAUUCUAGUAGAUUGAAUGAGACUAAUGGGCACAUUGACAAUCUGGAACCAGGUUUUCUUGAUUGUCAUGGUAAUUUCAGCAAACCAAACAGUGAAAACACUGCUCUGUUUUCCAGUAAAGACCGAGAAUCAGGCUAUGGUUCACCAGAACAAUUAUCUGGAUCUAGUGAUGGUGAAGAAGUAAUUGAAAGUAGGCCGGAUGAGGAGGAUGAGGAUGAGUGUGAUCCCAAAAGAAGGAACGUGACAGCAUCUUCUCAAAAGACUUCUAAUGAGCCUAGGAUCAUCGUCCAGACAAGAAGUGAGGUUGAUCUUCUUGAUGAUGGCUACAAAUGGCGCAAGUAUGGGCAAAAAGUAGUAAAAGGAAAUCCUAAUCCAAGGAGCUACUAUAAAUGCACUUAUGCUGGGUGCAGUGUGAGAAAACACAUUGAAAGAUCUCCGACCGACCCCAAGGCUGUAAUUACGUCUUACGAGGGAAAACACAACCACGACAUCCCAGCUGCUAGAAAUAGGAAGCCAUAAACAGUGAUGCCAAAGCUGCUCCCAACCCUGCAUAACAUGUGAAAUCAUCGCGGAAAGCCAAUAUUAUUUCUCCAACUUAAAGAAGCAGAUAAGCAGUAGUAUGAGUCUUUCGCUGGCAAUGCCUUUCAAGUUAGAGCAAAGAUCAUGGAGCAUGAACUGCAUUUUUAGGUGCCACAGAUUUGAAAGAAAGUUCAACAAAGGCGCUUAAACAUACUCUACUGUAACAUUAUUCAACCCCGUCGUAGUUCUGUAUUUGUUGUUGUGUCAUUAGUGUGCUGGUACAUGUUUGUUGAUUGCAAUUAUCUUAUGUAUUAUUUUUAAAUUGUAGUUAGGCAAUUCACAUUUUCUGUUGUAUAUCAUUUGUGCAACAUAAAAUGAGAAGAAAAAAAAUUGUAAAUGUGUUCCAUUUGUGUCCAAGAUAUGGGCACCAGGAGGAGAAAUGGUAAAUUAUGGAUUUUUUUUUUAUUUCA
Molecule: messenger RNA, 1979 nt
Organism: Zingiber officinale
Lineage: Eukaryota; Viridiplantae; Streptophyta; Magnoliopsida; Zingiberales; Zingiberaceae
Product: probable WRKY transcription factor 4
Exons: 4
Coding region: 67-1509 (480 amino acids)
Biological process (GO): regulation of DNA-templated transcription
Molecular function (GO): DNA-binding transcription factor activity; sequence-specific DNA binding
Source: RefSeq, a predicted model, not a curated record